AUGCGUAGUUUUUUCUCACAUGUGCGAGUGACGGCGUGUGGUGCGUUGCAGUGUGCCACGCGUUGGCACUUGACGUCGCAAGACGACGAAACUUUGAGUGAUCACACACGUUGCAUGCUGCGACGCUACGGGGCCAUGCCACUCCCCCGCAUCACUGCACUGCUCAGCGACGAGUUGCUUAACAUUUUGUCAAACGUCUCUGGUGGGUUACGUCGUUAUCUGCAAGAGCGUCCGUCACGGUUCCGCGUUGAAGUGUUGCCCUCCGGUGUCACAGUUGCCAUGCUGGCAACUGAGUUGCGGGGCGUUGGCCCCGGUUUGCCCAUUGUUGCUCAGGUUCUCGCCCACCUGGCGGCUUCCCCGCAGCAGCAGAUGACUGUGUCGCAACUAUUUUGCGCGCUUCCGGCGUUGGAGCAGCGCCGUUGCGGCAAUGAGCGGUACCUGGAGUCCUUUCUGCUGCAACACCCAUCCUUAGUGACGGUGCAGAACGGCGUCGUGAAGGCGGCACCGACGUCGUUUAUGCAACAAAAGGGCAUUUUGGCUACGCCACCACAACCCCCGUCGCUACCUUCGCCGGUGCGGGCGAUGAAUAUGCAACAACCGGUACCUGAACCACCGCUGUCAUCCAACACGGUGACGGAGGAUGCUAAGAUGAAUAAACUUAUGGCGCUUUUGCAAGGAGCCGUACCUUUUUCUUAUUAUGUGCCGCUCAGUUUUGUCAUGCGUCAUUCAAGAAGUUACAUGUGUUUUUCACCGGGCAUGCAGGUGGAAGAUAUUUUGGAGGAGUUGCGACGUGUUCCAGCGACCAUCCUGGAUUGCCGCGUCAUUGGAGACGACGCGAACGACAUUUUUCUGCGCAUGAUGGAUGCUGAGUGUAGACCCUACGUGAAUGAUGAAACAAGACUUUCCUCGAACUAUGAGGUGCUGCCGCUGGGAGCAGCCCUUAUUGAGGCCUUCCGCGCCUUCGCAGCUCAGGCCCCGGAUCAUCUGCAGCGCCUACGCUCAGGUGUUACCAUGGCGGACCUUAAAGAUAUUAUCCCAUCGGAAGUCUUGAAGCGCCUGCACCUGUACAACUCAACGCAGAAAGAUGCAGCCUGCAUCUUUGUUUUUGAUCGUCUUCGUCAUUUGUUUGAUGUUAAUAUGACGGCGUACAUGGUUCGACCGUGGGAGGUCCUCGCCGCACACGCGCAGCCAUCCAGUCUGACUUGGCAAACCACACCGAUCCCUGUGGUGCUGCGUCACAGUCUUAUGGCUCUUGAGAAAAAGCCACUCUCCCCUGAAGAGUUUUCCAAUGCGUUACCUUCGGCUUCGCGGAGGCAGCUGCAAUGUGCUUAUGCCUCUGUGUUGGACUUUGCUGCCCACCACUCGCUCUAUUUAUUUGUCAAGGGCGGUCUCAUUUGGACUCCCUACCUCGCAGCCGUGUCUCAGGGGGCCCGAGUUCCCUCGUCUGCACGCAAUGCGUCGUCGGGGCGUCACUUGACAGAGGCCCUCAAAGCUAAAAUGCUGAUGGAGUUGCUGCCGUUGGGCCAUCCGGUGGAUUGGAACCGGUUUCAGACGCAUCACUCGGUACGUGAACUGCCGUUUGAGGCGCGCCAGAUGCGACAAGACUUUUUUGAGCGGCACAAGGAAUGCUUCCGUGUUUACGAGGUGAUUGGAACCACCUCACUUAUUCUGGGCAGGCGUGACGGCACUCCGCCGCCGGCGCACCUGCUGCAGCCGCCGUGCCGCUCCCUAAGCGAUCUUCUGCGACAGAUGGCACUCUUCUCCGUCGGCGGAGCUCAGGAGGCGUCUAUUAUAAAUAAUCUGUCGAAAGAGGCACGCAUGAUGGUACGACGCUACGGAUCUCUGGAGAACAUCGCCCGUCAGUUGCCCAUGUGGUUCGAUGUGCGUAGCGAGGUGAGGGAGCAGGGAAGUGCCAUCAUAUCGUACAUCGCCACCGACACAAUGCCCCACACAUGCAGAGAACAGUUACCUGUUGAGGAUUGA
Messenger RNA from Trypanosoma rangeli, 1983 nucleotides. RefSeq lists its product as uncharacterized. The transcript has a single exon. Bases 1 to 1983 code for a protein of 660 amino acids. NCBI's taxonomy places the organism in Eukaryota, Euglenozoa, Kinetoplastea, Trypanosomatida, Trypanosomatidae. The record is from RefSeq and is a predicted model, not a curated record.